AUCGCGGAAACAAACCCAAUCACCACAAUGUCAGGGCCCACGUACAAGUUGUGGAUUGGCGGCGAGGAGCGAGAGGGCAAUGCAGAGCAAAUUCCCAUCGAGAAUCCCGCAACGGGAGAAAUAUUUGCACACUGCCAUGCGGCCUCCGCCGCCGACGUUGAAGAAGCAGUACAGCUUGCACACAAAACAUUCAGAUCUGGCGUUUGGUCCAAAGCCCCCCGCCACGUGCGAGCAGAUAUCCUAGAUAAGAUUGCUGAGCUUCUGACCGCCAACCUGAAACGGCUCAUUGAGCUCGAAGUACGGCAAACGGGCCGGGCCAUUCGCGAAAUGAAUGCUCAGGUGCCCACGUUGGUCAAGUGGUUCAAGUACUACGCCGCGCUCAUACGAACGGAAGAGCGUCCUGUGCUACCUACCGUUGGCCAAUUACAUAAUUGGAUUGAUCGGAAACCUCUCGGAGUCGUUGUCCAGAUCACGCCGUUCAAUCACCCGCUGCUGAUUGCAGUGAAAAAAAUAGCACCUGCGCUCGCAGCGGGGAAUUCCAUCAUCUUGAAGCCUAGCGAGCUGACCCCAUUGACGUCGUUGGAGCUCGGGAGGUUGAUGAAAGAGGCUGGACUGCCGGAUGGAGUCUUCUCUGUGUUGCCUGGCUUGGGACCAACGACUGGGAAGGCCCUUGUCGAACAUCCCCUCGUGAAGAAAGUGGAUGUUACUGGCGGUACUCCAGCAGGAAGAGCCAUCGGAGCAAUAGCAGGUCGGAAUUUGGCUCGCUUUACGGCCGAGCUGGGUGGUAAAGCUCCGCUUCUGGUUUUUGAAAAGGCAAACGUGGAUCUCGCUGUCAAUGGUAUUGCUUUUGGGAGCUUUAUCGCUUCUGGUCAAACGUGCGUGGCUGCAACACGCAUUAUUGUGCAGAAUUCUGUACUGGACCAGGUGGUGGAGAAGCUAAAAGCAAAGGCCGAGUCGAUUGAGCAACGCAUGGGAUCUCCAGAUAAUGCUGAGUCCAUGAUGGGCCCCUUGGUGUCAGCAAAACAACUGGUGCAUGUUCGAGCGUUGGUAGACGAUGCGGUCGCCGCGGGAGUAAGAGUUAUUACUGGUGGUGCAAGAAUGACAGGCUCCUCUCCGCUGGAUAGGACCGACUUCUCGAGAGGGUAUUACUACCCUCCAACCAUUCUCGUUGAUGGCCCGUCCGCGAAGAUUGUAGAUACGCGGCUAUGGAAAGAAGAAGCCUUUGGUCCGGUCAUCGUUGUAGUUGGGUUUGACGCGGAGGAUCAAGCUCUAACGUUGGCAAACGAUUCCGAAUUCGGUCUCGGUGCGGCCGUUUGGACGCAAGAUCUUUCGCAGGCUUUUCGUGUGUCUGAGGGCAUCGAAGCCGGAAUCUGUUGGGUGAAUACACACCACAGAAAUGAUCCGAGUAGCCCAUGGGGCGGUCUCAAAAGCUCGGGUGUCGGGAGCGAGAAUGGAGUUGAUGCAUACCAUGCCUACACUACGACGAAGAGCACUAUCAUCAAUUACGCGAGUGCACAUGAUAGUCUUGCAAGCGAUGACUGGUUCAGGGAAGGCUCCGGAACAGUUCGCUACGGGUAAAGCUGGACUGAGAGGGCCAUUUCAUGGCCUCUCACCAGUAUUUGUUAGGUCCAACACGGUUCUGAUGUGGCCAUGUUCAAGCGAAUCUGGCUCUGAAUGAGGACUCGGGCUGGGUGGCCUUUACGAAACGUGCUGGGGAGUUGAGUCACGAUUUCACCAGUUACGAUCUAUUAAUUGGUUAGUGUCCGUUACGUUAAACCUCUCCCUUCAUUUUGUCGGGCGGCCUUUCCGGGGCGUGGCCAAGCACUAUAGAGCUUCAAUAGAGAUCCCGGAAACAAUGACAAUCUCCCAUCUAGCAGGGGGCCG
This is a messenger RNA of Westerdykella ornata, 1884 nucleotides long. Its product is annotated as aldehyde dehydrogenase-like protein. NCBI's taxonomy places the organism in Eukaryota, Fungi, Ascomycota, Dothideomycetes, Pleosporales, Sporormiaceae. The transcript has 4 exons. Bases 28 to 1578 code for a protein of 516 amino acids. The record is from RefSeq and is a predicted model, not a curated record. Gene Ontology annotation, molecular function: aldehyde dehydrogenase (NAD+) activity.